Phaedon cochleariae (mustard beetle) is the source of this 1457-nucleotide messenger RNA. The record is from the annotation of a GenBank genome assembly. NCBI's taxonomy places the organism in Eukaryota, Metazoa, Arthropoda, Insecta, Coleoptera, Chrysomelidae.
AUAUUUGAGUCAAUUUUCUGAACUUUUGGGAAUUGGAGCAACAACAUUCAGCCUCAUGGAGAGUUUUGAAUAUUACAAAUCUCUGGUAACUGAUGAGGAAGUAAUCAAAGCCCUUACUCUGGAAAGCCAAGCUAGAGAAGGUACACUUGAAAAACCUAGAGUCAGACCAAAUUUGAACUUUCUUCAAAGAACAGUAUCGAAUAUGGUUUCAUCCAACAAUCGGUUGACUACAAAGCAGAAAGAAAUGAUCAACAAGGAGAAAGAAAAGAAUUCCAGUUAUAGACCUAGGAGAAUUCCCGUUCGUAAAAAGCUUCACAUUGAAAUUAUAAAAGAUAUAUUGUCUGAGAAAAUAGAUUUUGUGAAAUCUUCUGAUGAACAGAAAAUAGGACCUAAAUAUGUUUCUCAGCAACCUAGGGAAAUGUCUGGAUCACUAAAUAGGCAGAGUCAAAUACAAUUGACAUCUAGAUCCAGAAAUAAAAAACCUAUGAGCAAGCAUAGAUCCCAAUUGGAAGUGGUACGUGAAAUUUUGAUAGGCAGAAUUGAAUCUUUGAAGGCAAAGAAAACUGCAUGUAAUUCAAAUUCGUCAGAUCCACCUAAAACCAGUUCAACAAAAAAAUAUCUCAUGAGUAAAACAGAGACCUUGUGCUAUUCAUUGAAUAGUAAUGUUAUAACUCUUGAUGACUCAGACAGUAGCAGCUCAGGUUCAAAAAGUACAAAUUUGAAAUCUUCUGAUAGUGGAAAUGAAUCUUCAAAGAUAAAAAGAAAAAAAUAUAAAAGAUCAGAAGAUUCAAAGACACAUUUUUGUAUUGAUGAUGGCUCAAAGCAGGGUAGUAGCUCUAAUUCAAAAAAAAGGAAAAAGGAAAAUGGAAUGACAGAGGUGAUACAAAUAUCAGACAGUGAUGGUAGUGAGUGAUGUGAACACUAUCUAAAAAAAUCUGCAGAAGGGAAAAAAGAAGACUGACCAAAAAAUUUUUUUUAGCUUUAUUAAAUAGGAAUUGCAUUUCAUGUUAUGGAUGGUUUAAAUUAUAUGAGUCGUUGUUCAUCUUGGUUCAUCUGCUUUUUUUUGUGAUGAACUAAAAUAUACAGGGUUGCAUAUUUUCUUAGUUUAUUUACUAUCAAGCAAAGAAGGUACCUAGGAUGAAAUCAUCUCACUGUUUUUUUUUUUGUAAGUUUGAUUAAAUAUAGGUACUGCAUUUUAUAAUAGGACCUGUACCUUUUAUUUAUAUUCUAUUCAUAGACCAGAUUUUUUUGUGAUGAACUAAAAUAUACAGGAUGGCAUAAUUUUUCUGUUUAUUAACUAUCAAACAAAAUCAUCUGGGUUCAACAUUUAUGAUAAGUUUAAUUCAUGUAAUAAUAUAUUACAGCAAUUGAAGCUGCAAUAAUUCCAGUGAUGUGAAUUUUCAAGAGAAUAUAUGUUUUUUAUAAUAAAAAUGAAUUGUAUUUAAUUUCAAGCUACA